Molecule: messenger RNA, 2562 nt
Organism: Nothobranchius furzeri (turquoise killifish)
Lineage: Eukaryota; Metazoa; Chordata; Actinopteri; Cyprinodontiformes; Nothobranchiidae
Source: RefSeq, a predicted model, not a curated record
AUGAGACAAAGCGACAAAAAACAACUUGUCUCACCAAAUCUCUCCACUCAGGGCUUGAGUUCGUGGAUCCGCAUUCCUCCUAAUGACGUCAAGACUCACGACCCCCCAGCAAACUCAGUGCUGGAGGAGAUUAGGUUGUCGACAGUCCUCCGGCAUCUGUUCUUGGCGCUGCAAGCAUUGCUGUCCUGUCCUCUCCUAACCCAGGUGCUGUCUCUAGGUGCAGAUGUAUUGCCAGAGUACAAGCUUCAAACUCCUCGCAUCCACAAGUGGACGGUAUUGCACUAUAGCCCUUUUAAGGCUGUGUGGGACUGGCUCAUUCUGCUACUGGUUAUUUACACUGCCAUCCUGACUCCUUACUCAGCUGCCUUCCUUCUCAAUGACCAGGAGGAGGUAGCCCAGCAGAACUGUGGUUACUCCUGCUCUCCUCUCAACGUGUUGGACCUCAUUGUGGACAUUAUGUUCAUUAUUGACAUCAUCAUCAAUUUCAGGACAACGUAUGUCAACUCUAAUGAUGAAGUGGUGAGUCACCCAUUGCGAAUUGCCGUGCACUAUUUCAAAGGCUGGUUCCUCAUCGACAUGGUGGCUGCUAUUCCUUUUGACCUGCUCAUCUACCGCAAUGGAGAGGAGACAACUACUCUGAUAGGCCUGCUGAAAACUGCUCGUCUCCUGAGACUGGUGCGCGUAGCCAGAAAGUUGGACCGCUACUCUGAGUAUGGUGCUGCUGUCCUUUUCCUUCUCAUGUGCACCUUUGCCCUGAUUGCUCACUGGCUGGCUUGCAUCUGGUAUGCUAUCGGUAACGUAGAAAUGAAUGGUUCGAUAGGUUGGCUUCACACCCUGGGUGACCAGCUGGGAAAACAAUACAAUGAUUCUAUCCGAGGUUCAGGACCUUCCAUCAAAGACAAGUAUGUCACAGCUCUUUAUUUUACAUUCAGCAGUCUGACAAGUGUGGGAUUUGGAAAUGUUUCACCUAACACCAACUCUGAGAAGAUCUUCUCUAUCUGCAUCAUGCUCAUUGGAUCCCUGAUGUACGCCAGUAUCUUUGGGAAUGUGUCUGCCAUCAUCCAGCGGCUCUACUCAGGAACGGCUCGUUACCACACCCAGAUGCUGCGAGUGAGAGAAUUCAUCCGUUUUCACCAGAUCCCGAAUCCUCUCAGGCAGAGGCUGGAGGAGUACUUCCAGCACGCCUGGUCUUACACCAACGGCAUCGACAUGAACGCGGUCCUUAAGGGCUUCCCAGAGUGUCUGCAGGCAGAUAUCUGCCUCCAUCUGAACCGAACACUGCUGCAGAACUGUAAAGCUUUUAAGGGUUCUACCAAGGGCUGCCUCAGGGCACUGGCCAUGAAGUUCAAGACCACCCACGCGCCCCCUGGUGACACGCUGGUCCAUGCUGGAGAUGUCCUCACUGCCCUUUAUUUCAUUUCCAGAGGAUCUAUUGAGAUACUCAGAGGAGAUGUGGUGGUUGCUAUCUUAGGGAAGAAUGACAUCUUUGGCGAACCACUCAACCUGUAUUGCCAACCUGGUAAAUCGAAUGCUGACGUAAGAGCUCUAACUUACUGCGAUCUCCAUAAGAUUUUAAGAGAGGAUGUGUUGGAGGUGCUGGACAUGUAUCCUGAGUUUGCAGAUCAUUUCUGGAACAACCUGGAAAUCACCUUCGAUCUCAGAGAUACAAAUAUGAUCCCAGGUUCACCGAGCAGUGGUGACUCUCCUUGUGGGACACUCAGUAAACUACAAAGGCAGAAAUUAUCAUUUCGAAGACGUACAGAAAAAGAUGAUGCAGACACUGGAGAAAUAAAGAAGUUCCAUAAAUCUACAAGGCGAAAACAGAGGGAGGCAGCCAACAACCACAGAGAUAAAGAGAGACACAGUGGGACAUAUGCAAGCUUAGUGUCUCCUCCUUCCAGUGGGGAUGAGGACAAGUCUGUUGUGAGAGGCCUUGUUCCACCACCCACAGUUCUCGAGAACUUAAAGGUUCAUGCACCACCCAGGAGCUACAGUGAGAAGACUGAUGGUGAUGGGGACCCAAAGACUGGGAACACACGCAAUGCUCUAUCAGGUGCCUUUUCAGAGGUGCCAAAUCCAUUCAGUAUCUGGGGACAGAGUCGAUGGGGCAGCCAGUACCAGGAGGUCGCCUGCUGCAGCCUGGGCUCGCCUAUGCCUUUAAACAAGCCACUACACCGCAUGAGCCACCAGCAACUCAGCCAGUUGGACUCACGGCUGGACCAGCUUCAGCAACAGCUCAGCAGGUUGGAGGGUCGUACGUUGGCAAACAUCGGGAUAAUCGUUCAGCUUCUGCAGAGGCAGGAGACCCCGUUUCCUCCUACAUACAGCAUGGUUUCUUCACCCCCUCAGCCAUCUCCCUACAGCGGUCCCAGCCCAGGAGAGAGAGUAGCACCACCCUUGGAGAUGGACACAACCUCCCUAUCACAGGUCACAGAGACCAAAGAUCUAGAAGAGUUUCCAUUUGCAUCACUUCACUCCACACAGACCACCAGCAGUCAGGACCAGCCUGCACCCUACGGGCUGGGCAUCCAAGUAUUUGGCAAAGAGCUGGACAAGCUAUAG